Molecule: messenger RNA, 621 nt
Organism: Carcharodon carcharias (great white shark)
Lineage: Eukaryota; Metazoa; Chordata; Chondrichthyes; Lamniformes; Lamnidae
Product: tumor necrosis factor receptor superfamily member 17-like
Exons: 4
Coding region: 1-621 (206 amino acids)
Biological process (GO): tumor necrosis factor-mediated signaling pathway
Molecular function (GO): signaling receptor activity
Source: RefSeq, a predicted model, not a curated record
AUGAUUAAAAUUAGCAAUACAGAAGACCAGUAUUGGAGGAGUACAGAGGGGAAGCAACAGAUUUCUUCCAUCCAUCCAAUGGCCCCAAGGUGCUCCAAGUCAUUUUACUACGACGAGCUGACAAUAGCUUGUAAACCCUGUCGGCUCCGGUGCAGCAGUUCCAAAACCCGACCCACCGUGUGUGCGGAUUACAUCUGUAACAAAGCUCAAGUAUCUUCCUUGUCUACUUGGAGUAACGAGACAAUUAGAAACUCUUGGAUUGUUAUUGGAUUACUCCCACUUCUAAUUGUAAUAUUGUCUGUAUUCAUUCUUGUGCUUCGAAAAUUACAUCAAAGGAAAGCAAAAGUUACAUUUGAUGGCAAUGUUGUUGCUUCAAGUUUCAAGGAAAACCCUCUGGCUGAAGAUGUGCAGGAAUUCUCUUCUGCAAGGAACCAACAAUCUGAACUGGAGUGUGAAGUUUCCAAUUGCAUGUCUCGAGAAAAUGAAAGUAGGAAGUUGGUGACAGGUGCUCAGGAAAACUGUGACUGUGAUAGUUCACUUCCUUUACCAGCCACUGAAGAAGGAGCAACUAUUCUUGUCACGACCAAAACUGUAGAAUGGUGUGGCUAUCAAAAGAUAUAG